UUGAUGGAUGAUUACUCUGUGUGUGAGUGUGUGUGUGUGUGUGUGAGAGAGAGAGAGAGAGAGAGAGAGAGAUAGAGGGAGUCCCCCCCUUUCUUUUUUUUUUUCUAGUGGCUCACUGUUCAGUGCACAAUGACUCAAUGAAAAGUGGAGAGGAGAGGCGAGCACACUGUACGGCUGCAUGAGAGGGAGAGAGGGAGCACACAGGAGAGUAGAAGAAGAAGAAGAGAAGCCAACUGGAGGGAGCUCUAAAGCUGGGGACAAGUAGAAGAAGAGGAUAUACUUGUCUGUCCCCCCACCCAGCUCCCCUCUCUUUAUCUCUCUGAAAGGCCACUCUGGGAUCAAGUGGCAGUUGAACUUCAUCCGGCUGUGCUGCAGCCUCUCUGAGCGUUUUCUUGCUGUUUCUGUCCACUUUUGUAAGGAGGUAGUUGCUGGUGGUCAGCUGUCCCAGGCAGACAGAGGGGAUAGGAUCUGCAGUGUCGUGGAGCAGGAUGCCUGCAGGAAGAGCAGGAGAUGGAGCCGGGUCAGGAGGCUGCGGGACGAUGGGUCGGGGUCUUCGGUCUGGGCUGUGGACCAUUCUGGCGUGGGGCGUUCUGGUGCUGCUGGCGGGUCAGGGAGGUGCCGAGGCGUGCCCGAGUCCCUGCAGCUGUCUGGGGAACACGGUGGACUGCCACGGCCUGGGGAUCCGCUCCAUACCCAAAAGCAUCCCCAGAGGAACUGAGAGGCUAGACCUGAAUGGGAACAACCUGACAGUAAUCACCAAGACAGACUUCUCUGGCCUCAAACACCUCAGAGUCCUUCACCUGAUGGAGAACCAGAUCAGUAACGUUGAGAGAGGAGCUUUUGAUGACCUGAAGGAGCUUGAAAGACUCCGUCUCAACAAAAACCGUCUCAGCCAGCUUCCAGAGCUGCUCUUUCAGAAGAAUGAAGCCCUGUCUCGACUGGACCUCAGUGAAAAUGGUAUCCAGGCCAUCCCAAGGAGAGCUUUCAGAGGAGCCACAGACCUCAAAAACCUUCAGCUGGAUAAAAACCAUAUCAGCUGUAUUGAGGAGGGGGCAUUUAGAGCUCUGCGAUCUCUGGAAGUACUCACGCUCAACAACAACAACAUCACCAGUAUUCCAGUCUCCAGUUUCAACCACAUGCCGAAACUCCGUACUUUUCGUCUCCACUCCAACUCCCUGCGUUGCGACUGUCACCUGGCCUGGUUGUCUCCGUGGUUACGUCAGCGGCCGGCUUUGGGCCUCUACACUCAGUGCAGCUCGCCUCCUGCUCUGAGAGGCCUCAACCUCGCUGAGCUGCGCAAGAAUGACUUUGCCUGCUCAGGCCACAGCGGCAGCGCUUUCGUUCAGCCGUGCAGUUUGGCGUCCGGGUCCUGUCCGCCGAUGUGUUCCUGCAGCAACAACAUCGUGGACUGUCGAGGGAGGGGCCUCACCGCCAUCCCCGCUCACCUCCCUGAAGCCAUGACCGAGAUUCGUCUGGAGCAGAAUGGCAUCAAGUCAGUUCCUCCAGGAGCCUUCACCUCCUACAAGAAGCUUCGACGAAUAGACCUGAGUAACAACCAGAUAUCUGAGAUCGCCCCUGAUGCUUUCCACGGCCUCCGAGCUCUCAACUCACUGGUGCUGUAUGGUAAUAAGAUCACUGAGCUUCCCAGUGCAGUGUUUGAUGGCCUGGCUUCCCUGGAGCUGCUGUUGCUUAACGCAAAUAAGAUCCACUGCAUCCGAGCCACAGUGUUCAAAGAUCUGGAGAACUUGGCUCUCCUGUCGCUGUACGACAACAAGAUCCAGAGUCUGGCCAAAGGCACCUUCAACUCACUGCACAGCAUCCAGACCCUCCACCUGGCCCAGAACCCUUUCGUGUGUGACUGUAAUGUGAAGUGGCUGGCCGACUUCCUGCGUUCAAACCCCAUAGAGACGAGUGGAGCGCGCUGUGCCAGCCCUCGCCGCCUUGCCAACAAACGCAUCGCACAGAUCAAGAGCAACAAAUUCAGAUGCUCCGCCAAGGAGCAGUACCACAUUCCAGGUACUGAAGACAGACGUCUGAGCUAUGAGUGUAACAGUAAGCCAGUGUGUCCUGCUAAAUGUCGCUGUGAAGCCAACGUGGUCGAUUGCUCCAACCUCCGCCUCACCAAGUUCCCUGAGCACCUGCCGCCCUCGACUGAAGAGCUGCGUCUCAACAACAACGACCUCUCCGUGCUGGAGGCCACCAGAGCCUUCAAGGGCCUGUCACAGCUCAAGAAAAUUAACCUGAGCAACAACAAGAUUUCAGAGAUUGAAGAUGGAGCAUUUGAGGGCGCCUCCUCGGUGGUAGAGCUUCACCUGACGGCCAACCACCUGGAAUCUGUGAGAGGAAGCAUGUUCAGAGGCAUGGAGGGCCUUCGCAUGCUGAUGUUGAGGAACAACAAGAUCAGCUGCAUCCAUAACGGCAGCUUCACAGGGCUGACCAACGUCAGGCUGCUCUCCCUCUACGACAACCAGCUGAGCACCAUCCUGCCGGGGGCCUUCGACACCCUGCCCAACCUGUCCACACUAAAUCUCCUGGCCAAUCCUUUCAACUGUGACUGCCGCCUCUCCUGGUUUGGGGUGUGGCUUAGAAGCCGGCGAAUUGUGACGGGGAAUCCUCGCUGUCAGGGCCCCGCUUUCCUCCGAGAGAUCCCACUGCAGGACGUGGCUGUCCCUGAUUUUCGCUGCGAGGACGGCUCUGUGCUGGACGACAGCAGCUGUGUUCCAGGACCUCAGUGUCCCAGCCAGUGCACCUGCAUGGACACGGUGGUCCGCUGCAGCAACAAGCACCUGCAGGCUCUGCCCAGAGGGCUGCCGCGCAACGUCACCGAACUGUAUCUGGAUGGGAACCAGUUCACCAGUGUUCCUAAGGAGUUAGCCACCUUCAAAUACCUGCAGCUUGUAGAUCUGAGCAACAAUAAAAUCAGCUCCCUAUCCGACGACUCCUUCUCCAACAUGAGCCAGCUCACCACGCUGAUCCUCAGUUACAACUCACUUCGCUGUAUCCCUCCUCUGGCUCUGGGAGGGUUACGCUCUCUGAGGCUGCUCUCUCUCCAUGGCAACGACAUCUCCGAGCUGCAGCAGGGCAUCUUCAGCGAUGUGGCCUCCUUGUCUCACCUAGCGAUCGGAGCCAACCCUCUGUACUGCGACUGCCGUCUGCUCUGGCUGUCAGACUGGGUGAAGAGCGGCUAUAAGGAGCCUGGUAUCGCCCGCUGUGCCGGCCCCCGCGGCAUGGAGGGCAAGCUGCUGCUCACCACGCCUGCCGACAAAUUCCAGUGUCUGGGUCCCGUGGAGGCUUCUGUCCAGGCCAAGUGUAGUCCGUGUGUGUCCUCCCCCUGCCAGAACCAGGGCAUCUGCCAGCUGCACCACACACAGCAGUUCACCUGUACCUGCAAGUCCGGCUUCACGGGUAAACACUGUGAGACUCCGGUUGAUGCUUGUGUCAGUAAUCCCUGCACUAACGGAGGAACCUGCCUCAGUGACGAGCAGACCAGAGGCUUCAGCUGUGCAUGUGCAUUUGGUUUCCAUGGCACUUUCUGCGAGGUGAACGUGGACGACUGUGAGGCCCAUGGAUGUGAGAACGGUGCCACCUGUGUGGACGGAGUCGGCAACUAUACUUGCUUGUGUCCUCCAAACUACACAGGUCUGUUCUGUGAAGAAGAGGAAGGUGUUUGUUCUCCAGGUAGAAAUCCCUGUCAGCAUCAGUCCACUUGUGUCAGCACUCCUACCGGCCCCAGAUGUGUCUGCAUCCCGGGCUGGGUUGGGCCAGAAUGCAGGAUAGAUUAUGACGAAUGUGCAGACCAUCGCUGUCAGAAUGGGGCUCAGUGUGUCGACCAUCUGGAUGGCUACAGCUGUGUCUGUCCACAGGGAUUCAGCGGUGAGCUUUGUGAGGUGGCCCUUCCUCCCCCGUCGCCCUGCCAGCUGGCUCAGUGUCAGAACGGCGCCCCCUGUGAGGAGAGGAUGGACACCGCAGUCUGCCAGUGCUUGCCAGGCUUUGAGGGUCAGAGCUGCGAGAAGCUGGUCAGCGUAAAUUUCGUCGACAGAGAUUCUUACGUUCAGCUUCAAGAUGUCAAGAAUUGGCCUCAAACCAACAUCACACUGCAGGUGUCAACAGCAGAGGAAAAUGGUAUCUUGCUUUAUAACGGUGACAAUGAACCAAUCGCUGUGGAACUCCAUCAGGGUCAUGUCAGGGUAACCUACGACCCUGGAAACCAGCCUGCCACCGCUAUCUACAGUGCUGAGACGGUGAACGAUGGGCUUUUCCACACGGUAGAGCUGGUGACCUUUAAUCGGAUGCUGAACUUGUCGGUGGACGGAGGCGAGCCCACCACGCUGGACAGUCACAGCCGAAGCCAGCCGGCAACAGGGGAGGCUCCUCUGUAUGUGGGAGGUAUGCCAGAGGAGGUGAUGCCAGCCUCUCUGGGUCUCUCUUCUCAGACCCUCAACAUGUCCAGUUUCCACGGCUGCAUCAGGAACCUUUACAUCAACCACGAGCUGCAGGACUUCACCCGCAGCCACAUGAAGCCUGGGGUGGUGCCGGGCUGCCAGGCCUGCCGCAAACUCUACUGCCUGCACGGCAUCUGCCAACCCAACGCUGCAGAGGGCCCCCAGUGUCACUGCCAGACGGGUUGGAUGGGACAGCACUGUGACCAGCCAACAACAGGAGGUCUUACUGGAGUGGAUGUUGUCACCACGGCAACUGGCGUCAACCCGUGUGAAGACAGCAAGUGUGUAAAAGGUGUGUGCGUGGCGUUGGAUGCACAAACCUACCGCUGCGACUGUGAGGCGGGAUACCGUGGUUCACUGUGUAACCUGCAGGAGGUACCGACAGGUUCAUGCCAGGGGCUGCAGUGUCUGCAUGGCCAGUGUCAGGAGACGGAGGACGGACAGAGCUGUGUGUGUGAGCAGGGAUACACCGGAAAGAGCUGUGAUAUAGAGUCUCCCUGUCGUGGUGAGCCGGUCCGAGACUACCACCGGCUGCAGCACGGCACCGUCCUCUGCCAGACGUCCAAGCCCUUCUCCUGGGUGGAGUGUCGGGGUCGCUGCCGGGCGGGAGCCGAGCCGGCCGUCCCCUCCGCCUCCUGCUGCGCCCCGCUGAGGGUCCGACGCCGGCGGCUCGCCUUCGAAUGUGACGACGGGACCUCGUUCACGCAGGACGUGGAGAAGCCUGUGGAAUGCGGCUGCAAGGAGUGUGUGUAGCACUGCGGAUGGGAUGGUGCGCACGUACACACAUGCACACACACACACACACACACACAGAGUUUCAAACACAGCACACACACACCGAGCUAAAGAGGUACGCACACUGUAGGAAUUCUGUCACUGAUAAACAGACAUUUGUUUUGUGUGUUUUUGCGCACAGUCGCAGUUUUGUAACAUAAGACAGUUCUUCCCUCUCGAGACAUGAAGUCAACGAGUCAACCUCAUCAUCGUCAUCUUCCUCUUCCUCAUCUGCUGUAGGAGAACCUGCGCACUAACUCCCUAACCCCAGCUCAUUAUUAAUAGUUGUGUGGUGAAAAGCCUCUGUAUGCCUUCUCGUUUGUGUUUCUGACGUGUGUCGGGUUAAGUGCUGCUCUUUGUUCCCUCACAGCUGCAGCAGCAGACUUGUAGCAGGAAGUAAAGGUACUAAUUAAGCUGGGACUCGUUUAUGAAGUAUAAGCUUUGACAGUCAAAACCGAUCGGAAAAAACAUCACUCCAUUUCUAUCUCUGAUGUAAAAGAUCUCACCUCUGAGACUUCAUGUGCAGAUAUCUCUCAACAGCAGCACUGAGGUCUGACAGUGUGAUAAAGGACAAAUAAACUACAUCUUGAAGCCUC
Molecule: messenger RNA, 5812 nt
Organism: Amphiprion ocellaris (clown anemonefish)
Lineage: Eukaryota; Metazoa; Chordata; Actinopteri; Pomacentridae
Gene: slit1b
Product: slit homolog 1b (Drosophila)
Exons: 38
Coding region: 489-5195 (1568 amino acids)
Biological process (GO): axon guidance; negative chemotaxis
Molecular function (GO): calcium ion binding; heparin binding; Roundabout binding
Source: RefSeq, a predicted model, not a curated record